This is a messenger RNA of Carya illinoinensis, 1014 nucleotides long. Its product is annotated as protein FAR-RED ELONGATED HYPOCOTYL 3-like. Gene Ontology annotation, molecular function: zinc ion binding. The record is from RefSeq and is a predicted model, not a curated record. Bases 1 to 1014 code for a protein of 337 amino acids. The transcript has 3 exons. Lineage: Eukaryota; Viridiplantae; Streptophyta; Magnoliopsida; Fagales; Juglandaceae.
AUGAAUGUAUUUUUCGACGGGUAUGUCCAUUCCGGAACAACAUUGAAGGGGUUUGUAAACCAAUUUGAUAACGCUCUUAGAAAGAAGGUCGAGGUAGAAGUUGUUGCGGAUUUCAAUUCUAACAACCAGACUAAUCCCUGCGUGUUCCAUUUCAACAUCGAGAAACAGUUUCAGAAGUUGUAUACAAAUGCAAAGUUCAAAGAGGUCCAAGGAGAGUUGCUGGGCCUAAUGUGUUGCAAUUGUUGGUUGGUAAACACAGACAGGUGCAUUUUAACAUACAGUGUCUUGGAUGAAAUAUCUAUUGACGACCACAACAAAACGGUCCAAUACUCAGUUUACUAUAACAAGGAGGAGAUGGAGGUCAAAUGCAAUUGUGCACUGUUUGAGACGAGGGGCAUUCUAUGUAGGCAUGCACUUAGAGUUUGUCAGUUAAAAAAGAUUAAUGUUCUGCCAGAUCGUUACGUGUUGGAUCGCUGGAGAAAGGACCUAAAGAGGAGAUACACCUUACUCAGAAGUAGUUACGAUGACCAACGAGACAGAUCUGAUGCACUGAAUUAUGAGCUUGUCGUUAAAAGAUGUUCGCAAUUGGCAACCAAAAUAUCCUCAAAUAAUGAAAAAGUCAGUGCAUUCCUACGUGUUGUCAAUGAAUUUGAUACAACAUGUAAUGCGUCAGCACAGGAGUCGAGAUUCGACCAAAAUAGGGCCAAACCAGAUGAGGUGUUGGAUAAGGGUAAGAAGGUGUUAAACCCCAACGUGGUCAGAGGGAAAUGGAGACCCCCAAGUAAGAGGAAGAUGCCACCCGUGGAAAAGUUGGCCACUAAGAGAAAGAGACCGAUUUGCAGGAAAAUCUUGGUGGAUGAAACACAAUUGGGUGACACUGCAGGAUCUCAACAACACCAAUUUGAUGAUGGGGUUGGUGUUGGGACACAAACCUCCAUUCUUACACAAUCAACUCCACCGGGCAAUGAGAUGGGUGACUCAAUUGAUGCAAUGUAUGUACCUCCAUGGUGUUGA